Molecule: messenger RNA, 339 nt
Organism: Aureobasidium melanogenum CBS 110374
Lineage: Eukaryota; Fungi; Ascomycota; Dothideomycetes; Dothideales; Saccotheciaceae
Exons: 2
Coding region: 1-339 (112 amino acids)
Source: RefSeq, a predicted model, not a curated record
AUGCUUUUCCUGGCUCUCCCUGUCCUUGCCUGCAUUGUUUUCACCUCUCUGGGCGUUGCUUCUGGCUCUCUUGCUGCGCUUUGGCAGUCAGUCUUUGGUAUCGGACCAGUCUUCAGCCUGCUUCAAAGUGCAACUACCGGUGGUGUGUACGCUGGUGCAAUUGUCUCGACCAGCACUUCGGGUAUGGUCGGUGGUUUGCUGUACGGCAUCAAGUCGUUUAUCAUGCUUCCGCCUAAGAAGCUCGACUGGUGGGAGACAGAAGAGUUUGAGGCGGUCGCCGGAUUUUUUAUUAUGCUGCUGGCUUUGUGGGGUUUGAAGUGCGUCCUGUACAGAAGAUGA